GGAGAGUGAGAGAGAGCGAGAGAGCGCGCGGAGUCCGAGUCUCGCGCUAGAGCUAUACGGUGAAGUGCGUACUAGCGCGCGCGUGUGCCUACGUGUGUAUGUGUGUGUGCGGAUGGGAGCGAGCGCGAGACCGCCGCCUUCUGCACUCGCGCGCGCGGCUUAGGCUCGCUUCUUCUACUGCUGCUGCUGCUGUUUGGGAUAUUUAGUGCCGCGUCUUCUUCAUCUUCAUCUUCCUCCUCCUGCGACCGUGCCGUUCUCGGCUCUCGCGCGGGAUUGUGACAGCGCGCCGUUUCUUGCUUUUUACCGGAGGGGAGGACUUAUCCGCGAGCGCCGAGGGAGCGAGAGCCGCAGCACAGGUCCAUGAUGUGUCCGGACCCGAGAGAAGCCUGAACACCGAUUAGCUGCAAGUACUUGACUGAGACCUUCUUCCCCGUGGUAUCAUCAGGACAAUGGCUUCCCACGACAGAAAACUGAACUGUCUUAUUGUUUCUUGCUGCUUCUCCGUCCUGCUGCUCCCCCUGUCGGCUUCCAGGCCGCAGCAGCCUUCUGCUGCAUCCAAAGUGGACGAGGACUACAGAACAUUUCGUGCUGAGAAUGGAGAAUGGACCUUUAACCACCUGGCGGUGGACCACCGAAAUGGGAAUGUGUACCUUGGUGCGGUGAACCGCAUCUACAAACUAUCGGCAAGUCUGGAGGUGCAGGUGUCGCACCAGACCGGGCCGGACGAGGACAACCGCAACUGUUACCCGCCACGCAUCGUGCAGCCCUGCAGUGAGCCGCUCACGCUCACCAACAACGUCAACAAGAUGCUGCUGAUGGACUACCGGGAGAACCGACUCUUGGCCUGCGGAAGCCUCUACCAGGGCAUCUGCAAGCUGCUGCGCCUGGAUGACCUCUUCAAGCUUGGAGAACCUUUCCACAAGAAAGAGCACUACCUCUCGGGCGUCAACGAGAGUGGCUCCGUCUUUGGCGUCAUCGUGUCCUAUGGUGACGCCUCGCCCGACAAGCUGUUUGUGGCCACGGCGGUGGACGGGAGGCCUGAGUACUUCCCAACAAUCUCCAGCCGCAAGUUGGCCCGCAACUCGGAGGAGGAUGGCAUGUUCGCUUACGUUUUUCACGACGAGUUUGUGGCCUCUAUGAUCAAGAUUCCAUCGGACACCUUCACCGUGGUGCCGGACUUCGACAUCUACUACAUCUACGGCUUUGGAAGCGGCAACUUCGUCUACUUCCUCACACUGCAGCCAGAAAUGGGUGGCGGCCCGGCGGCGGGCUCGUCCUCGGCUGGCCGAGAGCAGGUGUACACCUCCAAGCUGGUGCGCCUCUGCAAGGACGACACAGCCUUCAACUCUUACGUGGAGGUCCCACUGGGCUGUGUGAAGGGCGGUGUGGAGUAUCGCCUCUUGCAGGCCGCCUACCUGUCCAAAGCAGGCGCCAUCCUGGCCCAGUCACUGAAGGUCGGGCCAGACGAUGAUGUCCUCUACGCUGUGUUCUCUAAAGGCCAGAAGCGGCGGCCUAAGGAAACGUCCCAGGAAUCGGCCUUGUGCGUGUUCUCCUUGAAGGAGAUCAACGAGAGAAUUAAAGACAGGCUGCAGUCCUGUUACAAAGGCGAAGGCACGCUGGAUUUGGCCUGGCUCAAAGUGAAGGAUAUUCCCUGUAGCAGUGCGCUCCUGACCAUCGACGACAACUUCUGCGGAUUGGAUAUGAACGCCCCUCUGGGGGUUUCCGAGAUGGUGCGCGGAAUUCCACUGUUCUCCGAGUCCAAUGACAAAAUGACCUCCGUCAUUGCCUACGUCUACAAGAACCACUCUCUGGCCUUCGUGGGUACCAAGAGCGGACGGCUGAAGAAGAUUCGUGUGGACGGGACGGCCCAUGGCGCUUUGCAGUACGAGACGGUGCAGGUGGUGGAGAACGGGCCGAUCCUGCGGGACAUGGCCUUCUCGGCCGAUCAGCACUUCCUGUACGUGAUGUCGGAGACCCAGCUCACGCGUGUUCCAGUAGAGGCCUGUGAGCAGUACUCGUCAUGCAAUGAGUGUCUGGGCUCCGGGGACCCGCACUGCGGAUGGUGUGUGCUGCACAGCAUGUGCACCAGGAAGGAGAAGUGCGAGAGGUCGUCCGAGCCGCGCCGCUUCGCCUCCAACAUCAAGCAGUGUGUGAGACUGAGCGUCCACCCCAGCAACAUCUCCGUGUCCCAGUACAGCGUCACGCUCGUUCUGGAAGCCCACAAUGUUCCCGAACUGUCUGCCGGCGUGAACUGCACUUUUGAGGACCUGGCUGAGAUGGAUGGGCUGGUGGAGGGAAAUCGCAUCACCUGCAGCUCCCCGGCUGAGAAGGAGGUGCCGCGCAUCGUCGUAGACCAAGGUGACCACCAGAUUGUGCAGCUCUACCUCAAGUCCAAGGAGACGGGCCUGGCGUUUGCCAACACAAGCUUUGUCUUCUACAACUGUAGUGUCCAUAAAUCGUGUCUUUCCUGUGUUGGAAGUCCAUACCAAUGCCACUGGUGCAAGUACCGCCAUACCUGCACCCACGACCCUCGCAGCUGCUCCUUCCAAGAAGGCCGGGUCAAGCAACCUGAGGAGUGUCCUCAGCUGCUGCCCGCUGACCGUAUCCUGGUCCCUGUCAAUGUGGUGAAGCCCAUCACGCUGAGGGCCAAGAACCUACCCCAGCCACAGUCAGGCCAGCGCGGUUAUGAGUGCGUGCUGACCAUCCAGGGCGUGGAGCAGAGAGUCCCUGCCCUCCGCUUCAACAGCUCCAGCGUGCAGUGCCAGAACACAUCGUACUCGUAUGAUGGGAUGGAAAUGAGCAGUCUCCCUGUGGAUCUGACGGUCAUCUGGAACGGAGACUUCAGCAUUGACAAUCCGACCCAAAACAAAGUGCAUCUGUAUAAGUGUGACGCCAGGCGGGAGAGCUGCGGCCUGUGUCUGAAAGCGGACCCCCUGUUCGGCUGCGUGUGGUGCAAAGCGGAGAAGAGAUGCACGCUGAAGCAGCACUGUCCCCACCCGCAGAGCAUGUGGCUGGAGCACAACGGCAUCAACAGCAAGUGCACACACCCCAGGAUCACCAAGAUCACCCCCCUGCGAGGGCCGCGGGAAGGAGGCACGCUGGUGACGAUCCGGGGGGAGAACCUGGGCCUGGAGUUCCACGAGAUUCAGGGCAACGUGAAGGUGGCGGAGGUGGAGUGUACGCCCGUCCCUGAGGGAUACAUCCCCGCAGAACAGAUCGUGUGUGAGAUGGGUAAAGCGGAGAAGAGCCAGUACGCUGGAAACGUCCAAGUGUGUGUAGGAGAAUGUCAGCCCGAGUUCAUGGCCAAGACAUCAAAGUACUACUACUUUGUGGUACCCAAAUUGAUGUACCUGAAGCCCAGCCGGGGACCCGUGUCUGGGGGCACCAUCGUCAACAUCACGGGCAGCAAUCUGGACGCCGGAAGCAACGUGUCCAUCAUAUUCAAGGACCAGAAGUGUACCUAUCACAGGAGAGGAGGUCAGUGGAUCACGUGCCGUUCUCACGCAUCCACGCAAGGCUACGGCAACGUGACUGUGUCUGUGUUCGUGGACAAAGCCCACAUCCAGAAGGACCUCAGGUUUGAGUACGUGGAGGACCCCACUAUAACCAAGCUGGAACCAGAGUGGAGCAUUUUCAGUGGAAAUACACCGGUGACAGUGACGGGCACCAACCUGGACAUCAUCCAGAACCCUCAAAUCAGAGCCAAGUACAACAACCAGGAGACGACCAACACUUGCCAGGUGUUGAGUGCCACCACCAUGCUGUGCCAGGCCCCAGCGCUGCCAGGCAGCUUGAACAGGGAGGAGGUGGUGGAGAAACCAGAUGAGUUUGGCUUCAUCCUGGACAACGUGCAGGCUGUGCUGGCCCUCAAGAACAUCAACUUCCUCUACUACCCAAACCCAGUGUUCGAGCCGCUCAGUGCGUCUGGGGUUCAGGAGCUCAAGCCUGGAUCUCCCAUCAUUCUGAAGGGCAGGAACUUCCUCCCCCCGACCCCUGGUGGCAACGGCAAGCUGAACUACACAGUUCUGAUCGGAGAAAAGCCCUGCACCUUAACCGUAUCUGACACCCAGCUGCUGUGCGAAUCGCCCACUCUAACUGGCCGCCACAAGGUCCUGGCGCGCGUGGGUGGGAUCGAGUUUUCUCCAGGUGUGGUCCACAUCACCUCCGACAGUCCACUCAGCAGCACGGCCAUCAUCAGCAUCGCCGGUGCCGGAGGCCUCCUCAUCCUCUUCAUCGUCAUCGUCCUCAUCGCCUACAAACGCAAGUCCCGCGAGAGUGACCUGACCCUCAAACGCCUGCAGAUGCAGAUGGACAACCUGGAGUCCAGAGUGGCGUUGGAAUGUAAAGAAGCCUUUGCGGAGCUACAGACUGAUAUUAAUGAGCUGACCAGUGACCUGGAUGGAGCCGGCAUCCCUUUCCUGGACUACAGAACCUAUACGAUGCGUGUGCUUUUUCCUGGAAUUGAGGAGCACCCGGUGCUCAGAGACCUGGAGGUGCCAGGCUACAGGCAGGAGCAGGUGGAGAAGGGUCUGAAGCUCUUCGGCCAGCUGAUCAACAACAAGGUGUUCCUGCUGUCCUUUAUCCGCACGCUGGAGUCUCAGAGAGGUUUCUCCAUGAGGGACCGCGGAAACGUGGCCUCUCUCAUCAUGACCGUGCUGCAGAGCAAGCUGGAGUACGCCACUGACGUGCUCAAACACCUGCUGUCCGACCUCAUAGACAAGAACCUGGAGAGCAAGAACCACCCAAAACUGCUGCUCAGGAGGACGGAGUCGGUGGCGGAGAAAAUGCUGACGAACUGGUUCACGUUUCUUCUCUACAAGUUCCUAAAGGAAUGUGCCGGAGAGCCUCUGUUCUCCCUCUUCUGUGCCAUCAAGCAGCAGAUGGAGAAAGGCCCCAUCGACUCCAUCACAGGAGAAGCACGCUAUUCUCUCAGCGAGGACAAGCUCAUCAGACAGCAGAUCGACUACAAGACGCUGGUGGUGAACUGCAUUCACCCAGACAAUGAGAAGAGUCCAGAGAUUCAGGUGAAGGUGCUGAACUGUGACACCAUCAGUCAAGUGAAGGAAAAGAUCUUAGAUGCCAUCUACAAGAACGUUCCUUACUCCCACCGCCAGAAAGCCUCUGAUAUGGACCUGGAGUGGCGCCAGGGCAGAGGGGUCCGGAUCAUUCUGCAGGACGAGGACAUGACCACAAAGAUCGAGAGUGACUGGAAGAGGCUCAACAUGCUGUCCCAUUACCAGGUGCCUGAUAAUGCUGUGGUGGCUCUUGUACCAAAGCAGGUCACUGCCUACAACUCGGUCAACAACUCCACUGUCUCCAGGGCGUCCGCUAGCAAAUAUGAAAAUAUGAUCAAAUACACGGGCAGCCCGGACAGCCUUCGCUCUCGCACGCCCAUGAUCACGCCCGACCUGGAGAGCGGGGUCAAGGUGUGGCACUUGGUGAAGAACCACGAGCACGGAGACCAGAAAGAGGGUGACCGCGGGAGUAAGAUGGUCUCCGAGAUCUACCUGACCAGACUGCUAGCCACCAAGGGCACGCUGCAGAAGUUUGUAGACGACCUGUUUGAGACCAUCUUCAGCACAGCGCACAGAGGAAGUGCCCUCCCCCUCGCCAUCAAGUACAUGUUUGAUUUCCUGGACGAGCAGGCCGACAAGCACGGCAUCCACGACCCACACGUCCGACACACGUGGAAGAGCAACUGCCUACCUCUGAGGUUUUGGGUGAACGUGAUUAAGAACCCCCAGUUCGUGUUCGACAUCCAUAAGAGCAGCAUCACGGACGCGUGUUUGUCCGUGGUGGCGCAGACCUUCAUGGACUCCUGCUCUACGUCUGAGCACCGCCUGGGCAAGGACUCGCCCUCCAACAAGCUGCUGUAUGCCAAGGACAUCCCCAGCUACAAGAGCUGGGUGGAGAGAUACUACUCCGACAUCAGUAAGAUGCCUGCCAUCAGCGACCAGGAUAUGAACGCUUACCUGGCCGAGCAGUCCCGUAUGCACAUGAACGAGUUCAACACCAUGAGCUCCCUCAGCGAGAUCUACUCCUACGUGGGAAAAUAUGCAGAGGAGAUUGUGUGCGCGCUGGAGCAGGAUGACGCUGCCAGGAAACAGAGACUGGCCUUGAAGCUGGAACAGGUGGUCGCCUUCAUGAGCCUGGAGAGCUGAGGACCACGUCUCCCAGAGCGCACUGGGAGAUCCGUCAGAAACCGAGCCGUGCCUGAGCGAAUACCUGUCCAUCUAUCUCAUCUCUUCUGUUUUCGCAGCCCACUUCCUUUUAUCUUCCCGAGAAAAAAAACAAAACA
Messenger RNA from Colossoma macropomum (tambaqui), 6298 nucleotides. It is a transcript of the gene plxna4, whose product is annotated as plexin A4. Gene Ontology annotation, cellular component: semaphorin receptor complex. Gene Ontology annotation, biological process: regulation of GTPase activity; regulation of cell migration; negative regulation of cell adhesion. The record is from RefSeq and is a predicted model, not a curated record. NCBI's taxonomy places the organism in Eukaryota, Metazoa, Chordata, Actinopteri, Characiformes, Serrasalmidae. The transcript is spliced from 32 exons. Gene Ontology annotation, molecular function: semaphorin receptor activity; protein binding. Bases 450 to 6161 code for a protein of 1903 amino acids.